Molecule: messenger RNA, 1926 nt
Organism: Mizuhopecten yessoensis (Yesso scallop)
Lineage: Eukaryota; Metazoa; Mollusca; Bivalvia; Pectinida; Pectinidae
Product: hydroxylysine kinase-like
Exons: 6
Coding region: 293-1372 (359 amino acids)
Molecular function (GO): amino acid kinase activity
Source: RefSeq, a predicted model, not a curated record
AAAAUCGUUCAUGCACAGUGUGAAUAUCUGUUCAAGGUGUCCUGUCGCAGUCUUGUCGCAAUAUCCAGCUGGAGAGUGACGUAUUACCAGGUUAGAAUGAUUAAUGUUUGAAAUUUAAUGUGUAAGAAAACAAUUAUUGAGUGGAAGAAUACGUGUUGGUAUACAAAAAGGCAUCCAAAUUGGCGUUUAUCCGUCUGUCCUGCAUUUUCUAGUACCUGCAUCCUAGAACCCGACUAGAAUAGACGGACAGGCCACCGGAUCGUAGGAAUUUGUAACAGUAGGGACAAUCAAUAUGGGGACCGCAGUACUACGUCAUGCAUUUGUUGGGUCAGUGACAGAAUUACUCCGCGCCAAAUAUGGAUUGAUUGUGACGUCACAGCGCCAACUUGAUGGCUAUGUAGAUGUGAAUGUUUGGGUUGACGUUUCUGAUGUAAUCACCAACCCGCACAUUAAUGAACGACAUCAUGAUGGAUAUGUUGUCAAACUUAUCAACGAAAAUGACUCCCAAAGACCUCCUCUACUAGAUGCUAGACAGCGGUUAAUGUUGUACGUCAAUAAGGCAGGUAUUCCGGCACCACUUCCGGUUAGAACCAUUACCGGAUGUUAUACAAGCUCAGUGGAACUUGUCACGAAAGGUGACGUCAUAAAACGGCAAAUUGUAGUUAUGUCUUUCUUUCGGGGAAUUGUACUGUCUGACCUCUCCAUGACCCCAGAUGUGCUACAAGAAUUGGGGAGAAUUACGGGAAAAUUAAACAUCUGCAUGCAGGGUGAUAACUCUUUGGCUAAUCUUCAGACGUUUCCUGACAUUACGUCUCUGGAAUAUGACAGUGUGUGGAAGGUUUGUGAAUGUGGACAGCUCCUUAGCCUGGUGGAACACGCUCCUGGUGAAAAACUAAGAACCAUGUCCAUUAGUAUCAUCACGGAAUUCAACUCAAAAGUUGUCCCUAAUCUACAGACGUAUCAGACAGGGUUAAUCCACCACGAUGUUGGACCACAAAACAUCGUUAUGAGACAAGACAUGGACCAAAGAUGGAAAAUGGCGGCCAUUUUGGAUUUCGGUGAUGUCUGUUCUUCGUGUUAUGUAUUUGAGGUAGCCAUUUUGCUUUCAAACAUUUUCAUGAAUGAAUUUUCAAGAUCAAUGACGACCUCUGAAAUGGCGCUGACUCGGGACACGGUAUUUGAUUCCUAUACGGCAGUGAAGCCAUUGUCGACAAAUGAAAAAGAAGUUGUUGACAUUUGUGUUGAAGCACGUAUUUUACAAUGUUGUCUUCUUGGAGAAAAAACGCGGGAAACAGACCCAGGAAACGACUACAUUGGGGACUAUAUUUGCUGGGAGUUGUUAGAAAGCUUGUGUAAUACUUGCCGGGAUUAAAAGGAAACGGGAUAUUUUAUUUAGCUAUCAUUACAUUUCUACAUGUCAAUAUACUUACGUUUAUGUAAGCAAUCAUUACUUCAUUAUCAGUAAAGGUUAAUUUGAGCUUACAAAAUUUGAACUAAAACUGAUCUGAAAUUACGGUAAAAUUCAUAUGAAGUUCAUUUGGGUCAAUAUCAUGUCAAAUUCGGGUAAUUAUUCAGCUGAAACCUGUGCUUAUGACAGGUCAAUUAAUUUACGUUCCCUGUGUAUGAAAAUUACAUCAAAACAAAUGACAGUGAUGAUACUCUCAUUUGUCCUCAUAAAUCAUCAGCUAAGGCAGCAUAUUGUGAUGUAAUGUAAGAGAUAAUAUUCAGAUAUGUGCCUCAUGUUUCCUUAUCAAUGUUGGUUCUCUUCAUUAUACUUUUUUCACAAGUCCCCAUAUUUUCCUUUGUAUCGAAACACAACGUUUCUUUUAAAAAGAUAAGACAGAAAUUCCAUCAAUAAGUAUUCCAUUUCUUUAUAUUCCAAAAUAAACGUUAAUUGAAUAUCUUGCUGAUAUUUAUCAGUGAUGC